CGUUCUUUAAGAGCGUGAUCCAAGUCAUAAGUUUACCGUACCGAGGUCACGAGAUAAACUCUAAUUUGAAUCAAAAGUUAUCGAGUGGUGGAAAAUGGCGUCAUCCGAAUCAGCUGAAAACCUGCUUGCGGGCUAUGACGACCAAGAUAGCGAGCCCUACGAAGAAAUCCCACAAGAAAAUCCGAUUUCUCUAAAACGUUCUUUGGGAAUUCCAGGUGGAACUGCUUUUCUCAUCGGCACGAUAAUCGGCUCCGGCAUCUUCGCGACACCGAAAUGGGUGCUGUUUUACGUCGGUUCAGUUGGCAUGUCCUUGGUGAUGUGGGCUUUCUGUGGGGUGAUUUCUCUACUUGGAGCACUGUGCUACUGCGAAUUGGGAACUUUGAUUCCAAAAUCAGGUGGUGAGUACCAGUAUCUGCUGAAAGCGUAUGGUCCUCUUCCAGCUUUCCUGUACGCGUGGAUGUCCGUGUUGUUUAUGAACCCGGCUAGUCAGAUUAUGGUCCUAUUAGUAUUUGGAGCCUACACUGUCGAGGCGUUUCUACCGGGAUGUAGAAGUCGUGAAGAGUAUGUUCCGCUUAUUAAGUUACUAGCAGCUGCAGCAUUAGGCGUUAUCACCUUUGUCAACUGCGUAAGCUUGAAAUGGGCCGUUCGAAUACAGAUUUUCUUUACUGCGGCCAAGAUGAUCGCCAUUUUUAUGUUGGUAUUCACAGGAAUUGUUCGCUUAACACAAGGCUAUACAAAUGCCUUUGAAAACGCAUUUAACGGAACUAGUCCAGAGAUAGGGAAAUUUGCGUUUGCCUUUUACAAUGGACUAUUUUCAUACAAUGGAUGGAACCAACUGAAUUAUGUCAUAGAGGAAAUAAAAAAUCCUGAAAGGAACCUUCCGCUUAGCAUUUUCAUUGGUAUCCCUCUUGUGAUAGUGUGCUAUCUGUUGGUGAUUAUUGGAUACCUUACGGUGCUUACACCACAGGAAUUUCUGACUACUGAUGCGGUUGCUGUGACCCUAGCAAACCGGUUAUAUGGAGUCAUGGCUUGGAGUAUUCCAAUACUCGUCUCUUGCUCCACGUUUGGUUCCGCCAAUGGCAGUGCCUUUUCAGGAGGAAGAUUAGCUUUCGCUGCCGCAAGAGAAGGUCAUCUUCCUCGCUUUCUCGCCAUGAUUCAUACCAAGCGAAGAACCCCUCUCCCGGGGCUCAUAUUCUCUAGUAUCAUUUCGUUUGUGAUGAUUAUUCCUGACUCUUCGUCUUUUGAGGUGCUUCUAAGCUAUAUGGGAUUCUUCAACUGGUUCGGCUAUUUACUUUCUAUCUCAAGUAUCAUUUGGCUGAGGUACAAAGAACCUGAGGUCAGGCGACCAUUCAAGGUAUGGUUUGGAAUUCCCAUAUUCAUGGUUGUGGUUUCAUUGUACCUGGUAAUUGCGCCCUUUUAUGAGACCCCACUACAAUCAUUUUAUUGCGUGCUGUUCGUUUUAGCUGCAAUUCCAUUUUACUUGGCGUUUGUUCGAUAUGAAGUGGUUCCACGGUGUUUCCUUCUCUUUUUUAAUCGUGUAACUUACAAACUUCAAACAAUCUGCGACGUGGCGCUUCCUGUGGAGGAAGGAGACAUUGAGGCAUCUUCGUCAUUGAUGAGCCAACAAUCUGACUGAAUAGAAACAAAUAAAGA
Messenger RNA from Pocillopora verrucosa, 1653 nucleotides. Its product is annotated as b(0,+)-type amino acid transporter 1. Lineage: Eukaryota; Metazoa; Cnidaria; Anthozoa; Scleractinia; Pocilloporidae. Gene Ontology annotation, biological process: amino acid transmembrane transport. Gene Ontology annotation, molecular function: L-amino acid transmembrane transporter activity. Gene Ontology annotation, cellular component: membrane. The record is from RefSeq and is a predicted model, not a curated record.